GAAAGUAAACAUUAGGCAGGAUGAGCAAAGCCAGAACCCGCCUGGACUACCUGAUGGUUCCACAGACUAGAAUACAGCAGAAGCAAUGGGAUGUCACCUCCAAGCUCUGAUGUUCUGGUGUUGUUUGGCCUCAUGGUGCCUCAGGCACACGGACUUGUGUCUGGUAACGACUGCACAGGAGUGAUGAGGUGCCAUCUAGGAAGGAUGCAUUCACCUUGCCACAUGGGUGGCCCACUCCCUCUGUUGUCCUGGACCCUGCGGUAUGAAGGUCCUUCCUCUUCUUAGAGCCUCGCCUCCCCUGUCCUUGCCCCAUGCCGCCUGCAGCCCAUCCGCCCGUAGUCCAUCUCCCUUUCUCUGAGGGCCUGUCUUCUGAACCAGCUAUCAGAUGGCAGAAGCUGAGGAACAAAAGCGAGCAGUUGCAGCGUCAGGAUCCAGGCAGGCUUGGAAGCGCGGCAGGACAUCACAGGGAGGCAUUGGGACGCGCGGGGCUGUUAUAAGAGCCCGGCGCGGCCGUGGUCUCCCAGAGGACGUGGCGCUUCUGCUGCAACUCCUGCCGCUCGUCGCCGCGUCCUCCGCCGCCGCCUUCCCCGAGCCAGCCCACGGCGCGACCCGCGCCCACUCGUCCUGCCCCGGGCCCCUCGCCCACACCGUGCACUUCACGUUGGUGCUCGCGUGCACCGUCGCGCCUCUCUGCGGGCCGGCGAGUUCACGCACCCGCACCGGGCGCCUCCUGCACCCUCGCCCCUCGGCGGGGCUGGCCCGGCCCCUCGCCCUCGCGGUCCCGUCCAGCAGCGAGGGAUCGGGCGCCGGGAACCGCAGCACAGCGGACCCCCACCCCGCCGGAGAUUGCCCCUCCCAGACCUCCAGCGUCGCAAACCGGCUCCGCACACGCCGGCGGAGCGCCCCCGACAGACGCCGGGCCGGGCCUCCAGCUCCGCGCUGGUCAGAGGGUGGCCGCCAACCCCCUACUGGGACACCGGUCGGCCUUGGACCACCGCUGGACCCCAGAUCCAGGGCCUGCACCUUGGACUUCCUGCUCCACAAAGGCCAGCCGCUGACUCACAGGGAGAGUUCCUGGGACCCCUGCCCACCUCCAUGCAACCUCUCAGUGGGCUCCCUGCAGAGCAGUCACAGGCCCGUGUGCCCUGACCCACCCAGGAACCUUAAACCAAGGUCUCCUUGGACCCCAAGCCGGGCAGAGGCCAACCACUGAUGCACGCUGACAGUCCCGUGGCCCUACCUGAGCCUGGGGACCUUACAUCUAAUCUUAACUGCGCUUAAAUCUACUCCCAUAAGAGGACAAAACACCAUCCCACAGUCAGCCCCAAGUCAUCCACGCAGUAGCAGGUCCCCACCUUGGAUGCCCCACUGAGCAGGGGACUCCCACCCACCAGCACCAAGAGCCCCUUGGGUGCCCCUGGACUUAGGGAACCAGAUCCCAAGGUCUCUGCUUUGGUCUCCCCCCAGGAGAAAAGGCAACCUUCACAUCCAACUGAGCGUGCCCUGGACCUCCGCCCACCACCACCCAAGCUG
This is a messenger RNA of Aethalodelphis obliquidens (Pacific white-sided dolphin), 1533 nucleotides long. RefSeq names its product arginine-glutamic acid dipeptide repeats protein-like. Bases 386 to 1213 code for a protein of 275 amino acids. The transcript has 2 exons. The record is from RefSeq and is a predicted model, not a curated record. Lineage: Eukaryota; Metazoa; Chordata; Mammalia; Artiodactyla; Delphinidae.